CCACUGAGCGGAGCCGCACAUGGGCUCGAUCCCAUGACCCGGCUUAUUUCUCUGCAGUUGGGCUGCCUUCUGGAGCAAUUCUUUCCCUUCCUAAGGCCUUGUUGGAUCCCCGCCGUCCCGAGAUCCCAACAGAACAAAGCAGGGAGGAGAACCUGAUCCCGUAUUCCCCAGAUGUGCAGAUACAUGCAGAGCGAUUCAUUAACUACAACCAGACGGUUUCUCGAAUGCGAGGUAUCUACACAGCUCCCUCAGGCCUGGAGUCCACUUGUUUGGUUGUGGCCUAUGGUUUGGACAUUUACCAAACUCGAGUCUACCCAUCCAAGCAGUUUGACGUCCUGAAGGAUGACUAUGACUACGUGCUGAUCAGCAGUGUCCUCUUUGGCCUGGUGUUUGCCACCAUGAUCACCAAGAGACUGGCGCAGGUGAAGCUCCUGAAUCGGGCCUGGCGGUAAGGACGCAGGACCCCACUGCCGGAGAGCAGAGAGCUCGGGGCAACGAGGGUCAGACGGGGAGCUCCAGCUGCGGUGUGACGGGUCAGGUGCUCAGCUGAGUCGGAAGAAGCUGGACUCUCGUGGAGACUCUUCUCGGGACAGGUCUGCCGCAGCGUCGGUUGCGGAGGGAGGCUGGACUCUCCGCCGGGAAUCUCAAAGCAUGUCGAUGGACUUGCCCUCAGAGUCUGAAGGCCAUCGCCCUGUUUGCUUCCUUUGCCCAUCCAUGAAUGUUGUUGUUGCUUUACUAAGUCCCCCGGCAGAUUUUUCUCUUUUGUGAGGCCUGCUUCAGUUGAUUUUGGUUCGCCUUUUGUGUUUCCCAGCUUAUCUAGAAAUCUUUCUGACUGUUUCCCUGCCUCAUGCUUCAAAGUCAGGAGGGAACUCUUAUUGAUAACUCCACCUCAUAGGUGCUUUUGCUCUUUCACGUCUGGGAGAAAGAAGGUAACAUGCUUAGUUGAGGCUUAAAGACGGAUCCAGCCUCUCAUGGCAUGAAAAUUUACUUUAAGCCUCUAGUUUGGAGGUUCUCAUUCAUCAGGUGGGGCCACCCAGUUCUUGCUGCAGUUUAUCACAAGUCAGGCGCAUCAUAGUUUUCUGGUUUGUCAGUCAUUGCCCACGCUUUGCACCUAAGGUGUGUCCGAGCCGAGGCCGCCUUAAUACUACUGAAUUGCCUGAACCUGCAAGAGAUUUUAAGGGAGGAGAGACUCUACCCGUUUCACGGUACCUCCUAACCUCUCAGUUCACCCUCAGGCUGGUCUAGUCCUCUUCUGGCCUAGUUAGAGCCAGCCGUCUUGUUUAAGAACUCAUUAUUUAUUUUUUACUUUUAGAUGUAAAUUUAUGAGUGCAUCACCACAUUUCUACUAAAGUGAGAUUUUAAAUGUUAACGCUGUAACCUUCGCAACUUUAAAAGAGGGGAGGGCUGGAUGGGGGUAGGAAACUGACGUGUUGUGGAUGAAGCAUUGCCGAGUGGCUGGGCCGUUGUCUCUGUGACAAAUGGAAAAAGUCCUAAAAGUUUCCUUUGUGCCCAGAUCUGGGGAAUGAUGGCGUUUUUCUUUCCUGUGAAGGAUGAAAUGUGCAGAGGAGACCAUCUCUAGCAUUGUGGGGAGAGCAUUUCGAUCAGGUGUCUGAAUAAAGCAGAUGAUGAAUGGCA
Leptonychotes weddellii (Weddell seal) is the source of this 1635-nucleotide messenger RNA. The record is from RefSeq and is a predicted model, not a curated record. Lineage: Eukaryota; Metazoa; Chordata; Mammalia; Carnivora; Phocidae.